Mobula hypostoma (lesser devil ray) is the source of this 7011-nucleotide messenger RNA. RefSeq names its product cyclin-dependent kinase 13-like. The record is from RefSeq and is a predicted model, not a curated record. Gene Ontology annotation, biological process: protein phosphorylation; positive regulation of transcription elongation by RNA polymerase II. The transcript is spliced from 14 exons. NCBI's taxonomy places the organism in Eukaryota, Metazoa, Chordata, Chondrichthyes, Myliobatiformes, Myliobatidae. Gene Ontology annotation, cellular component: nucleus; cyclin/CDK positive transcription elongation factor complex. Bases 178 to 4470 code for a protein of 1430 amino acids. Gene Ontology annotation, molecular function: ATP binding; cyclin binding; RNA polymerase II CTD heptapeptide repeat kinase activity.
UUUUGUGAGUCGGCGCGGAGGGGCAUCGCGCGCCGCGGAGGCCCGGAUGUACCGGCGCUGCUAGAGUCGCGGCUGCAGGGCCCGGUGGACAGGAGAGGGCAGGGCCUUGUGUGAUGUCCGGCGGCGCCGAGCCCAUGGAGUGAGGGGGGUCGGUCGCUGCUCGUCCCCCGCGAGUCAAUGCCAAGCACGGAGACCCGCGGCGGGAGCCGGGGUCACAGCCCCAGCGUCAGGAGACGCCUGAGUGAGAGCGGCCUGGCGCAGGCCCGGGACCAGGGCCGCUGCGCAACGGCCACCGCUCCCCGUUCCUCGAGUUCGCGGCGUAGGAAACGCCGCAAGAAGCGCUCGGCCGAGAGCCGGGCCCUGCGGCGGGAUGGUAAACACCCGGCGGUGGCAGCGGCUGUCGCCGCAGCAGCUGGCGCCUCCUCGGGCCCGUCGGCUCUGCCGCUGUCGCUGCGGGGCUUGGUGGAAUAUGAGAACGUGAGCUCGCAGGCGGAGGGCGCCGCCAGCCGCCGGCCCACCGAACGCUGGCGAGAGAAGGAGCGACGGAGGCGGGGCCGGGCCAAGGAGAGCUCCCGGUCGCGGGCCGACGGCAAGAGAAGCAAGAGCCGGAACCGCAACAAGGCGGCGGCGGCAUCGGGGGCCGAGCAGUCGGGCCAGGAGGCCCGAGGGAGCCGCGCCUCGCAUCGCACUGACAAAGAGACACCCGCCGCUUACCGGGAGCCUCCGCCGCGGGCUUACCGGGACUUGGAUUGGGAUACGCCGCGGGCUUACCGCACCUCGGCUUCGCCCGGGCCUCGCAGCCCGGUGUACAGGGAGCCGAGCCCGUACGGGACGGCCGUGCCUUGUUAUCCGCAGGUGUACGGACCCGGCGCCGGCCACAGCCCCGUCAGGCCGGGCGCCUUUGACCUGUACGGCCGCAGCCCCCCGCCGCCGCUCUUCGCCUUCAAGCCCCUGUACGGUUCGCGGGAGCAGGGCUUGCACCCCGGCUACACGGGCCGCUCUCCCAGCCCCUACUCGGUUCCCCGCCGUCGCUCGCCCAGCUUCUCCCGGCAUCUCAGCCCCUAUGAGUUUGGCGGCCUCUCUCCCAACCCCUACUCCAGCAGCAGCCGCCGCCGCUCGUCCAGCCCAUUCAGCCGGAGCCCCGAACUCAGGAGACCCAAGUCACGGAGCAGAAGUCCAUAUUAUUCCAGACGCUCAAGAUCUCGCAGCAAGCAUCGUGUUUCAAGGUCUCGUAGUCGGCAGUCAAGCAUUUCACCAAACAGUUUAACUUAUAAGACUAGUCUUGCUGCUGAGCUGAAUAAGCAUAAAAAAGCAAGAGCUGUUGAAGCUGCUAAGAAUAAUGCUAAAACCUCUAAUGCACUUAAUGUGACUGCUGCCAAGGCAAGUGGCAAUGCCAGUUCAACAGCAGGCCACACAUCUCAGACAAAGGAUACAAAGGAAGCUGGUAAGCUCAAGUCAGAGCGAGCACCUGCUUCCCCAUCGAACACUGGAAUCCAAGCGGCAGUUAAAAACGAGAAACUGAAAACUAAGCCGAUUUCCCAGGAGGUAAAAAUAGACCCUGAGUCAACCUUGGACAAAAAGGAAGCGGUAUUGGUGAACCUGGUAACAAAAACUCCCAAAACGCCAUCACUUAAAGUGGAGUCAACCACACCAAAAGAGAAACCCAGGCAAGCUCUGCCAAGUGAGUCUACAAAGGAAAAAGAGAAGAAUUCACAGCCACUUACAUCAACGUUACCACCACUACCUCUGCCCCUAGUGCUGACCAAGGAGGAGCCAGAGGGUGUGAGCAGCCCAAAAGAAGGGGUCUCAAUAAAGCCAGUGAAAAAGGAGCCUGAACGAAAGUCUCGACACUUACUUACAGACCUUCCAUUGCCACCUGAACUUCCAGGAUCUGAUUCAGCUUCACCAAAAACUCCUGAAGAGAAGAAGUCAACUCUUCAGUCACAGAUUAAAAAACGGCCCAAAAUUUGUGGUCCUCGACAUGGUGAGACAGAAGUGACGGAAAUUGACUGGGGAAAACGUUGUGUUGACAAAUUUGAUAUCAUUGGAAUAAUUGGGGAAGGAACAUAUGGCCAAGUCUACAAAGCUAAGGAUAAGGAUGCAGGUGAAAUGGUAGCUUUGAAGAAAGUCCGCUUGGACAAUGAAAAGGAGGGCUUCCCUAUAACUGCUAUUCGAGAAAUUAAGAUACUCAGGCAGUUACAUCACUCAAGUAUCAUAAACAUGAAAGAAAUUGUGACAGACAAGGAAGACGCAUUGGAUUUUAAAAAAGAUAAAGGUGCAUUUUAUUUGGUAUUUGAAUAUAUGGAUCAUGACUUAAUGGGACUAUUAGAAUCAGGACUGGUGCAUUUCACUGAAAACCACAUCAAAUCUUUUAUGAGGCAACUUAUGGAAGGUCUGGACUACUGCCAUAAGAAAAAUUUUUUGCAUCGUGACAUCAAGUGCUCCAAUAUUUUACUUAAUAACAGGGGACAGAUAAAACUUGCUGAUUUUGGGCUCGCUCGACUUUACAAUUCAGAAGAAAGUCGGCCUUACACAAAUAAAGUCAUUACGCUCUGGUAUCGGCCUCCGGAACUCUUGCUUGGAGAAGAACGAUAUACACCCGCUAUAGAUGUAUGGAGUUGUGGGUGUAUUCUGGGUGAGUUGUUUACGAAGAAGCCCAUCUUUCAAGCGAACCAAGAACUUGCUCAGUUGGAAUUGAUCAGUCGAAUCUGUGGUAGCCCAUGUCCAGCAGUGUGGCCUGAUGUGAUUAAACUACCAUAUUUCCACACAAUGAAGCCAAAGAAGCAGUAUCGCAGACGGCUAAGAGAGGAAUAUUCUUUUAUUCCGGCAACUGCUUUGGAUCUCUUUGAUCACAUGUUAGCUUUGGAUCCCAGUAAGCGCUGCACGGCAGAGCAGGCUCUUCAGUCCGACUUCCUGAGAGAGGUGGAUCCUACAAAAAUGCCUCCGCCUGACCUGCCACACUGGCAAGAUUGUCAUGAAUUGUGGAGCAAAAAACGGCGAAGACAGAAGCAGUCUGGAAUUAGUGAUGAUACAGCACCAAAAGUUUCUCGUAAGGACUCUGCUUUAAGUUUGGAUGAUAGCAGGAACAACACACCUCAAGGCUUACAACUCCCUCAACAUAAAACUCAGGGCAAUUCCAGUAUAGGAAUAGAGAGUAAAGGUACUGGACAGCCGCUAAACCAGAAUGACCUGGCCAUCCUUGUGAACCUGUUGAGAUCCAAGAACAGUCUUAGCCUGGCACAUCUCGCUCAAGCGUUGAAUAUUAAGGUGAAUCCGGAGACUCAGCAGCAGCUCAGCACAGUGAACCUUCCAGCCGGAGUCCUGGCAGCAGCUGCUAAGCAACAGCAAGAAGUCGAGAAGCCACCAGUGGUAACACCGUCUGUGCCGCCUCAACCCACGCAGCCACCACAAAAAAGUGAGAUUGAUUCCGCUCAGACCGCCAUUCAGAGUGCACUGGCCGUUUUAUUAGCCCAGCUGAUUAAGACACCUCAGCCAAAAGAAAAGGAAGUUGUUGCUGAGGCGGAGAGCACUGUUUCUGAAGUUGAGAUGCCAGCGGAACCCCCAGAACCCCCGGAUCCUCCUGAACCCAUGCCUGCCGGACUUGUUUCAGAUUUCGACGAUCACUCCACUGGUCAGUUGGAUCUCAGUGUCUCAGAUCAGUCACCAGUGCAUGAGCAUCCUCGGAUUCUGCCCCCAGACCAGAGACCUCCAGAGCCUCCGGAGCCUCCACCUGUUUCGGAUGGAAGCUUCCAGGCUGAAGACCAGCAUGAGGCCACCCCUUGCUCUUCGAGUGAUCCAACCGCAGGAGUGAAGGCGGCCCUUCUGGAGCUCUUGGCUCAGCACCAGGCCCAGGAACUAGGACAGCCAGCUGUUGACUAUCGAGCGGGCAGCAGCUUGAGAGCUGCUGCAGACUACGGGGAUGGAUUUGGGACAUCGUAUUCAUCGAGCAAUUUCAAUAGUGAUGGGUACAGCAGCAGACUUGGCAGGGGCACCUUCCUGGGCAGUGCGGAUGCCCCCAGUCAUUCGCUCCUGGAUUCAGUCUCGUCGACGUUCAAUGCUCCAUCAUCUCGCACUGGUAGUGCACACCUACAUUCUGGUUACCCUGAGGCCUUUCCUAGCUCAGUAACAGCUUACAGAGAAAGUAUUGGUUAUCUUGGGAACAGUGCUAUGCAGUUCACUGGAGAUAAAGACCACAGAUUUGAAUACAGUCGCACUGCGCUGCCCCCGCUGGCCAGCAGUGGAAGUAAUCCUGCAGCAAUACCUAAUAGUACUAAUAGUGCAAAUGUGCCUCUUGCUAAAAAACUGCAGAAUUACGGAUUUGUUGCCAACAGACAAGAGAACCUAGCUACCACUGGCUCUCUUCACGGACAGAACUGGGGAUCCCCUGGGCGUGGAGUAGUUUAUUCUCAUGCCUAUAGUGGGCAUAUUAGCACACCAACCAUCGGACGAGGCAGAGGUUUACCAUAUUGAUUUGCAGACCAGACUCCAUCUGGUAUACAUGAGUUAUACACUGAUAGACAGCUGGGAAGUCCUCUGCAUUGACGUGGUUUGUAGCAGGGAUUUUUUAAAAAAAAAUGUAAAGUGUAUAUUUGAAUGCAAAUACAAGUUAUUAGAUUUGACAAAUUUGAAGUGUGUUCUAUUACAAAAACUGAUUUGUACUCACAGAGAAGUAAUGAAGAAAACACUAGGCUUCUCUCACGAACUGCAACAUUUUCCCCAUCUUCCUCUUUCGUUUAGUUUUAAAAAGAUUAUUUUUAUGAUUCUCUUUUGACAGGUUACACCCAUUGGUAUUGUAGGAAUUUUGAGCGGAAUGGAGUUUCUAGGCUAGCUGACAUUUGAGGUACUUGUUACAAAAAAAUAACAAGACUACAGCCAAAAGAUUGGCAAAAAUUCUGUAUGUGAAGUGCUUUUCUGAGUUUGGACCAACUAUUAUCUGUGAGCUACUUGACGCUGCAAGUCUCUUAAGUAGUGUGCUUUUAGAAUAAAUAUCUAAUUAGCAAGUAGUUGUCAUAAACUUGGAAUUAUUGAAGGAAGUGUGGUGAAUUCACAUUGUGACUGAACACCUCAUGAUUUACCCCAUUUAUAAAAUAAGUCUGUGGUCCACUUCCCUAAACAAAAUGGACCAAGAUGUCAGAAACUUUGAGUAAAGUCCUUGCAAACACUGUUGCCUUGUUUUGUAGUCUACUACCAAACAAUUCAUACUAAAUAAAAAAAAGCUGCAAACAUCCGCUGACCCCCGUAUUUUUACAUCCGUCUUUCUUUAUUCCCUUAGGCAGUUUGUUUCUGCCUGUUGUCAAAGUAGUUUACAUGGCAUCAAACAAUGGUAGCUACAAUCAGGAUUUGAAAAGGAGGGGUUUUAGCAGAGAUUUUUCUGCAUUGGUGAACUUUUCUCACAAUUUGUGUUACAAGACAAUUAUUUCAAAAGCCUUUUGCAAUGCUGGUUGUAGUUUGAAGCAAACAGUCAAGUAAGUGACACCUAUUAUUCCCGAUGAAUUAAUACUUUAAUUCAAUCUUCAAACAAGUUUAUAAACUCUUUUCUUUUGACGUGUCAGAUCUCACAAGUCAUUAGUUGUUUUGAAGUAUUCAUUGCUGUAAAUAAAUGAAAAUUGUCUGAAGGGAUCUGUGAGGAAGGAAGCUGACAUGACUACAGUUCUGGGCGUAUCGUUUUGUUCUAAAGAGGAAAUCUAUCUUAUUGAAAUUGAAAUGGAUUUUUCAUCUCUGAAUUCCUGUAUCUUAUUCUUGGACUUGAGGGGCGCUGAUGAUGAAUUGGAUCCAAAGCAGCCUGCAAACCCAGGUUUAUUGACUUGGCAAGAAUUCCUCCUUAAUUCGCGUGGAAGUAUAAAACUGUGCGCUGAAGUGGAAUGUUAUUUUGGUGCACGAUGAGUGGAGUAUGGUGGUCCACAUCCCGAAUCACUGCUCUGCUCACCAUGGUUCAUUUUGCCAUCACAUCCUAUAUACGAGCUUUCUGGUGCUGGACAUACAGCAGAAGAUUCUACUUGCAAUGAAAUCAUUGUUGCAUUUGACAGGCACAUUUGAUUUUACUCAGUCUUAUAUUUUUCGUUAGUUCAAUCUCCCCAAAGCAAAGUCUGAUUAUAGACCAGUAAACUUCCAUGUUAAAUUUAUUUUAACCAAUUGGGUGCAUUUACAUUUUAUUAUCUUACAUUUAGCUCAUUCGAGCAAAUUUUCAACUGGGCACGUUUGGCAAGGGUGUAUAAAAUUAAAGUCUGUUAAUAGCUGUUCCAUGCACUUUGGGGUGAUACCAUUGCUGGGAUUAGAAAAUUGCAGAGUGUUGGUGAGUUAAAGAUUUUUCAAACCUGCUUAAGAUUUAUUAAAACUUUAUUUUCCCCACUAAUAAAAUAAUCCUUGUGUAAUUCAUUGGCAGUCAGAAUUUUGAUUAAAACAAGUGUACAUUUCAAAGUCGUGUUCUAUUCCUUUAUUUUCUGUGCCCAAUUUUUUUUCCCCCAAACAUACAAUGUAAUAAGAUCUCAGGUGCCCAGACGGAGUGGACAUCAUUACUUACUGUGAACUAGCGCUGCCCUGUACAACAAUUGCUAUUGUUACACUUGUAUAAAUGAAGACUUUUUAACUUUCACUGUUGUGCAUAAAAGGUACAGGUUAGAUAUCAUUCCAAAAUUGUAAUAUACUGUACUCGGGGAUAAAUGGGCACAUUGACAUUUUAAUGCACACUCAGCUGCAAAAUGCUUCCCCAUUCACCCUGAAUCAGUUGGGUAUUUUAGUUCCAAGUCUUCAGGACAUCAUUCUGUUAGCCUGCUUCGUAUUCUCUUCGGAAGAAGAAUUCAAAGUAAAAGCUAUUUAUACUGUAAUGUUUUAUGAAUACUAUGGCCUUUUCAAAAAGUUACAUGUAAUUUGUUUAAAAAAAUUCUGGCAUUGUAAUUUUGUAUGGAUCUGUAAAUAAAGAUGGAGAUUAAUUUCUGCAAAACUUCUGUUUGCACUGCCUGUGAAUGUGGGAUGGAUACUGUACGCUGAGGCUUGGGCCAAGUGCAGCCACCA